Messenger RNA from Perkinsus marinus ATCC 50983, 1176 nucleotides. Its product is annotated as Pol polyprotein, putative. The record is from RefSeq and is a predicted model, not a curated record. The transcript is spliced from 2 exons. Gene Ontology annotation, biological process: DNA integration. The coding region runs from base 1 to 1176 and encodes 391 amino acids. Lineage: Eukaryota; Perkinsozoa; Perkinsida; Perkinsidae. Gene Ontology annotation, molecular function: nucleic acid binding.
AUGAACGCUUACGUUGAUAGGGCCUAUCAGGCCUGUUCUACCUGCUGGGAGAGCCGAAAGCACGAGCUGAUUGCUAGCAGUGCUAAUCCAAGGUCUACACCUACAGUCCGUUUGGAGAUAGUCUACUCUGACUUUGCUCAUCCUCCUACGUCAUGUGGAAAGCCCAGUCGUAAGGAAUUGACGAGCUUUGUCAUCUUCGUCUGUGCAGCCUCUGGAUUCACAGUCGCGGUGCCUACCUGUGGUGAGGAUGCUCUAUCUCUCUCUAUGGCAUUCAUUACCUCAUGGGUUCCCAUUUGUGGUGUACCUCGAUGUCUAUUCACAGAUGGAGGUCCCGCAUAUAGGGCACGUUUAACCGAGCUGCUAACCUCAGCUUUAGGUAUAAACCAUUCCUUCUCUCUACCGGCUAACCCUCAGUCUAAUGGAUUGAGUGAGAGAACAGUGGGACGCCUGAAGUCAUUGAUGGAGAAACUACCAGCUUCGUUGCCGUGGGAUUGUGCCCUACACCUCAGUUGUUACUAUCACAACCACUGUGGUCCGUCACCUACCCCUUCUGACUGUGCACUCGGUCUGUCUCGUGGUCCGAUCCGCUUAUUUACCGAUGAGAUCGAGGAGUAUCCCCAUGAGUCUAUCGAAGAGCUAUGUCAAUCUUACCUCGAUGAGAAGGGCUACCUUCGGUUCGAACGAGCAUGCGCUAAUGCUAAUAUUCUACAAACCUCUGGUGCUACUGAGCUACUAAAACCAGGUACCAAAAUUACGUGGAAGAAGAAUUUGGAGAUUCGUGAAGCCGUCGUAUGUACUCCUCCUUCUGGUUUACAACCGUCCGGUUAUGACUCUGACUCCCCUCAAUUACAUGGUUACGCUUAUCUAGAUCCCAACUUCCGUACUUGCUGGAUAAAGUAUCUAGACAACGACAACGAGGAGGUGAAGAGAGUCCCUAUAUCUCAGAUAUCACUGAGACGGGAAGAUAUCAACUUCGAUGAUCAACCACUACACUCGUUACCAGGGUCUAUUGGUGGUCUCCGUAAGGAUGAGUUCAUCGUGGUGAAUGUCGGUGCUGAUCCAGCUUCAUCGAUCUAUGUACUGGCAAAAAUUCUGGCUGUUGGCCCUACCUGGGUUGACAUUAUUGUUCAUGACCUUUGUUCGGUUUACUUCUGGAGCGGGUUUUUCUCCGGAUAG